AUGUUGGUCAAUCUCCGCCUGCAGCCUCUGGUGACUGGGGAAGUGGAGGUUGGGGCAAGGAUCGUGACCGUCGCCGCCACACAGGAGAGCGGGCCGCUCCUGCUGCUCAUACUUGUAACGGGCCCGUUCGCUGUGCAGAAGCCCGAGUUGGUGGAGCAGGUGGAGGCGGCGCAUCCUACCUGCAACUCCUUGUUGGUGGUCGACAACAGGGACGAGCGGCUGAUCAGCCCGUUCCAGAACCGGCUCGUGGACGAGAUCAUGGCCAAUGCCGCGAGCUCCAUCAACGUGCUCACGGAGCGAGAUCAAGUGAUGCCGCCGAAUUCGAGCUAUCACUGCUCCUUGUUCGCGAACUACACGCUCGACGGCAUCAAGGCGGCUUUGGUGUUCACCAUGUCUUGCAGGACCGGUGGGCCUCAGUGGGACUCCUAUGCCAGCUCGGCUCUUCCCCACUCGGCUUUUCAGCCGUUCAGUUGGCCCGUGAUGUUCGAUACCUCUGCCACUUACCUGGAUGUGAAGGUCUCCGUGAUGUCUUUCGAGGUCGCCAAUCUGUGGUGGCCACUCCGAGUCACCUCUCGAUCGUCCGAGGAGGGCUACGGAAAUACGCGGAUCGAGUCGAGCGUCGAUCAACUCCAUCCAGGCUUGCCGCAGCAGCACGCUCGCGUCGAAGGGCCCGACCACGUGCUGCAGUUCGCUCAGCUCUCGGCGGAGGCGGCCAGGCACGCAGUUCGUGAGCAGGGGGCAUCGGAUUCUUCGACGAUUACCAAUGUUCCCGCUUCUGCUCAGCAGAUCGAUGUGAUCCCGGAAAAAGAGCUCACCGAACAGGAUGAUGCGGCCGAGGUUCUCGCCAAGGCCGCCGGCGAUCGCCAGCUCGCGCCGGCUCCUCUCGCUCAGCGGCCUAGGGCGAUCAUUUUCGGCGAGGCUCGCAUGUGGGGCAUCCGGCUCAAGGCCAUCGUGGGCGCCGGUGUGGCAGGUGUGCUGCGAUCGCGGGCGACCCCAAAGACGGAUGACCUCUCCAAGGACAAAAUGAAUGCCCUUCGUGCGAUCGUGUACGAGAGUGGCGGAUUCGGCCCCACAUGCAUGGCGUCAUCGAACCGCAAGGAUGAGUCUCUUUUCCUCGAUCGCCGUAGACUCGUAGACCUUCUUCUGCAGGACGACGAUGCGAGCGUCCCCGAGAUCCGGUCCAUCCAUCCCUAUCCUCUGGCAGAUCCACUUCACUGCACCUUGGACCGAAGGUAUCACUGUCGGCCCAUACCCCCGAUCGGAAAGUGCCAAGAUGUACUUGAUGAAGACCUCCGCGGUCAACGUGACCUGGAUGCAUUCCGACAAGCCUUUAUGCCAGUGACGGAGACGCUCGAGAUGAAGGUUGAGCGGCAGAAGAAAGGCACCGUGCUCUGGCUUCGUUACUUGCUCUCGACGGCCGCCCCCCCUCCUCCGCACAAUCCGUUCAAACGGCUGCAGGCAGGGAAGAAGAAGAAGAAGAGGCUCCUCAAUACCGCGAACCAGGAUGACAAGAAGAAGAUCGCCAAGGAAGAUCCGGCCAAGAAGCUCAAGCGCGACAACCGCAUCCCCGGGAAGGAAUGGAAGCUGGUCGCGGGCGCGGCUAAGAAGGCGUCGGCGGUCUACAACUACACCCGCCGAUCGGCCGCGAUCACUGGGCUUUCCUUCGCAGUUCUCAUCGGGGGUGUCGUCACAGAUCAUGCAGCGGUGGUUCCCGAAAAAGGUCUGCCGGCGGUGCAGGAAAGGAUGCAGGUCUCGGGCGUUGGUUGCCGCUGUGUUGUGGCAGUAGCUUAUCGUGACGGUGACCCGUGUUCCCUCAAAGACUCCAUCUCUCAAGCUGUCUGGCUGGCCAAUGGCUGGCUGUCCCUUAGCAAAUGA
This is a messenger RNA of Symbiodinium sp. CCMP2456, 1875 nucleotides long. The record is from the annotation of a GenBank genome assembly. Lineage: Eukaryota; Dinophyceae; Suessiales; Symbiodiniaceae.